Camponotus floridanus (Florida carpenter ant) is the source of this 1458-nucleotide messenger RNA. RefSeq names its product tubulin delta chain. Gene Ontology annotation, biological process: microtubule cytoskeleton organization; mitotic cell cycle. The coding region runs from base 1 to 1341 and encodes 446 amino acids. Lineage: Eukaryota; Metazoa; Arthropoda; Insecta; Hymenoptera; Formicidae. The transcript has a single exon. The record is from RefSeq and is a predicted model, not a curated record. Gene Ontology annotation, cellular component: microtubule; cytoplasm. Gene Ontology annotation, molecular function: GTP binding; structural constituent of cytoskeleton.
AUGCUGACGAUACAAUUCGGCCAGUGCGGGAAUCAACUCGGACGCGACUUAUUCUCCAGGGUGUGCGCCGACCUCGAGAGCCCGAACACCGGCGUGUCUCAUGGGGCCAAUUACGAGUACGUGGAGAGCACCAUCGAGAAGUGGUUCGACGGAAUGACGGAACGCGGCCGGCAUCUGGCCAGGGCGAUUCUCGUCGACACCGAGGAGAAGGUGGUGAACGGGAUGUGGAAGGACCCCCAAGCUUCCUGGACCUAUCGAGCGAGCAACGUCGUCUGUCAAUCUGGUGGCGGUUGCGCCAACAAUUGGGCCUACGGCUAUAAGAUAAGCAGUCAACGACUUUCAGAUAGCAUGGUGAGUGUCACUCGACGAGAGAUUGAGAAAUUGGAUCGUUUCCAGGGAUUCCUCCUGCUCCUCAGCUCGGCCGGUGGCACGGGAUCCGGUGUUGGAAGUCGGAUGGUUGAGACUCUACGCGACGAGUACGAGACCAAGUCUAUAGUGGCUUCGAUUGUGUUGCCAUUCACCUUCGGCGAAGUCUCCACUCAGAAUUACAAUACUGUAUUGACUCUGGCGGAGUUUUCCGACAGAGCAGACUUUUCUGUGCUGUUCGAGAACCAGCAGAUGCACGCUAUGAGCACCAGUUUGUUGAAUAAUUCCAAUACCAUGUUAUGCGACAUGAACAAUAUCAUUUCUGAGAAUUUGCUCGCCGCCUUUCAACCUAGCGACGAAGCCAGAUGCAACAUGAAUUUCUUAACAUCCAAAGUAGCUGCGCAUCCCAAUUUUAGGUUUGUAACGAUCAAGAGUGCUCCACAUGUUCCCGCAACAUCUCUGCAAUAUGAACCCAAUUACAAGUGGAACGUGUACGUACGUCACUUGAAGCAGACUCUUCGAAUAUCGAAAUCGCAGGUGGAAUUGACAAAUGUUCAAUUAAAAGCGCCAAAUCCUUCACUGAGCAAAACAGUUGUGUCUCAUACGUACAGCCCUUGUGUAUCCAAUAUUCUUGUGACACGUGGCAAAUCUGUAGAGAAUGACGCUAUAAUGUUGGAAGAUCUGCAGAAAAGGCAUUUGUAUCCAGAGUGGAUUGCAUCAACAGAGUCGUUGACUCACUUACACCAGGAACGCAAGUUCUUAAAUAGAGACAAGUUUUUAGCAUUGAUCACCAACAAUUCAGAGAUACAUCGGCCAUUGGACACGUAUCUAGACAAAGCAUGGAAUUCUUAUAAAUUCGCAGCCUUCUUACAUCAAUAUAAACAGUUUGGCUUGGAGGAAGACGAUUUCUUGGAAGCUUUUACAAAAGUUGAGAACAUAGUGCAGGAAUAUAAAAGCUUGAAGAGUGGAAAUUAAGUUUUUUAUGUGAUUAUUGUGUGCAUGAAAAACUGACAUUUUUUAUUAAUUUGACAUGUUUGUAACUUUGACUCAAACAAGAAAACAAAUCUGUGUUGUUUUUCAGUUACGACUUGA